This is a messenger RNA of Sorex fumeus (smoky shrew), 917 nucleotides long. It is a transcript of the gene LZIC, whose product is annotated as leucine zipper and CTNNBIP1 domain containing. The coding region runs from base 41 to 613 and encodes 190 amino acids. The record is from RefSeq and is a predicted model, not a curated record. Gene Ontology annotation, biological process: negative regulation of Wnt signaling pathway. Gene Ontology annotation, cellular component: beta-catenin destruction complex; cytosol; nucleus. Gene Ontology annotation, molecular function: beta-catenin binding. The transcript is spliced from 7 exons. Lineage: Eukaryota; Metazoa; Chordata; Mammalia; Eulipotyphla; Soricidae.
CCGCCGGACCGCGGGCCCUCAGCUCUACUGAGAGAUCAAAAUGGCUUCCAGAGGAAAGACCGAAACAAGCAAGUUAAAGCAGAAUUUGGAAGAACAGCUGGAUCGACUCAUGCAGCAGUUACAGGAUCUGGAGGAGUGCAGAGAGGAACUUGAUACAGAUGAAUAUGAAGAAACCAAAAAGGAAACUCUGGAGCAACUAAGUGAAUUUAAUGAUUCACUGAAGAAAAUCAUGUCGGGAAAUAUGACUUUGGUGGAUGAACUGAGUGGAAUGCAGCUAGCUAUCCAGGCGGCAAUUAGCCAGGCCUUUCAAACCCCAGAAGUUAUCAGAUUGUUUGCAAAGAAGCAACCAGGUCAGCUUCGGACAAGGUUGGCAGAGAUGGAUCGAGACCUCAUGGUGGGGAAACUGGACAAAGACCUGUACACGCAGCAGAAAGUGGAGAUCCUGACGGCGCUCAGAAAGCUGGGAGAAAAGCUGACCGCAGAUGAUGAAGCCUUCUUGUCCGCGAACGCAGGCGCCAUCCUCAGCCAGUUCGAGAAAGUCUCCACUGACCUUGGCUCUGGAGACAAAGUUCUCGCUUUGGCAAGUUUUGAGGUUGAAAAAAACAAAAAAUGACAUGGCGUGGAAGCCUGGGACCUUAAUGACAUCUCUGUCACAAAUGGCAUUUUUCUUCGGGGGAUUUGCGGCACAGCGGAGAACAUGAAGAGAUUCGCACAGUGUAUUCGUGGGGAGGUGCCGGGACCAGCCGUGCGCUUCUCUGCCGGGCCCGCCACCUCGCGCCUUCUGGUUUGUCUGAGGGAACAGAGCACUUAUUGCCUGUUCAUCUUAAGGCUCCUUGGGUUGGGUGAUAUUUUUUUUCUUUUUCUUUUCUUUCCUGCAGAUAAUUUAUCCCCACCUGGCGGAGUAAAUAAUGUAGCAA